Molecule: messenger RNA, 645 nt
Organism: Colletotrichum tamarilloi
Lineage: Eukaryota; Fungi; Ascomycota; Sordariomycetes; Glomerellales; Glomerellaceae
Exons: 2
Coding region: 1-645 (214 amino acids)
Source: RefSeq, a predicted model, not a curated record
AUGAGCCAACUAGGAGACUAUAACGACCUCGGCGAGGACAUCAUACCGGCGGGUACCCCCUCCGACAACGACAUCCCACACCGCAUCCAACAGCACUCUGAGAUUGCCCGAUUGUCUCAGGAUCUAGAAAAAACCCCGUCAUACCUUGACAUCGAGGGACCAGAGCUUUCUCGCCUGAAGGGAGAAGGCAUCAAUGUGCCGAUGGCGCGUCUCGGUGGGCUCGGUCUGAACUACAAGAUCUGCCAAAUCGAAGAAGAUCUCUCGGCUCCUCGAGAAACAUCCGGAGAAAUCGACAGCGAUGCGGCGGCGCAGGAAUGUAUCAAAUUGAAAAGGUGCCGAGACUCCCUGGGUCAAACAGUGUUCCAGAAGAGGUCCCGUAUUAUCGAGCAUCUAAACGUGGCGAGCCUCUGGGGACCUUGUGCCGGGACCAUAGCCCAGGGUGUGGAGACCUACUACGGCAGGUUUGAUAGAUACCAGACGAAGUCCCUGGGAAUCAGUAAUUGGUUCCGCGAUAAAGCUCUGUUGUACUACGGAGGGCAAUCUUGCCAAUACCAGGCCGCAGAAAUCUCCAGGACGGACACCGAGAUGGCAAAUCUUUUGGCCGAAUCCUACGAACACUGCUGGUGUCACGCCACCGGAUCGUGA